AUGCAGCAAAUGGCUCUCCAAGAAUACGUUGAUCUCGCACGACAAGUCGAUAAACCCUUAGUGUUGCGCACUCUCGGUAUAGCUACUGUGUUCCUACUUGCGCUACAACUUCGGAAGGCCUUAAUCUCUAGCAAGAAGCUGAAAUCAAUUCCUACCGCGGGGUCAUCUGGUAUCAUCGGGUCAUGGAUAGACGCUUUCAGAUUCAUCUCUCACGCAAAGGAAAUCGUCGAAGAAGGUCAGAGAAUGUAUGGAUCAGUAUUCAAAGUACCCUUGCUCGAUAGAUGGACGGUUGUGGUAAGUGGAGCGGAGAAGAUUGAUGACCUUCGAAAGGCUUCAAUGGAUCAACUGGCUUCCAUAACCACGAGCAAAGACUUGGAUUAUACUUUUGGUCGCUUCACCAGGCUCGACCCUUACCAUCUGGACGUCGUACGAGGCGCCUUGACUCGUAACAUUGGUGUUUGCUUUGCGGACGUCCAGGACGAAAUCAAAGCGGCUUUCAAAGACAAUAUACCGAUGACUGAAGACUGGGUUGAGAUACCUGCAUACGAAACUAUUUUGCAAAUUGUAUGCAGAGCCAGCAACCGGAUGUUUGUCGGGCUUCCUCUCUGUCGUAACCGCGAAUAUAUCAAGCUCAAUAUUAACUAUACCAUUGAAAUCUUCGCCUUUGCUCGUAUCAUUAACCUACUCCCCAUGAUCCUGAAGAUGAUCUUAAGCCCUAUCUUCACUCCUCGUCGGCGCGGUAUAGCCAAAGCCGAAAUAUUCCUUGGCAAAACCGUUCGAGAACGAUUGCAUCAGGAGAAUGUCCAUGGGAAAGAUUGGCCGGGAAAACCAAAUGACCUCAUCUCGUGGUUGUUAGACAUAACUUAUGGUGAUGAAAAAAGGCGCACAGUGAAGAAUAUAUGUGCUAGGGUGCUCUCUCUGAAUAUGGCAGCUAUCCAUACAACGUCUAUGACGUUCACUACUGCCCUGUACACAUUAGCUGCGCACCCUGAAUAUGCCGAAACUCUUCGAAACGAGGUGGAAUCGAUCAUCAACGAAGAAGGAUGUACGAAAGCUGCAAUGGGAAAGAUGAAUCAACUCGACAGCUUUUUGAAGGAAGCUCAGAGAGUAUAUGGAACCAUGGGCGUUUUCGGAAUGCCUCGUACGACUCGGAAGGACUUUGUAUUUUCAGAUGGGACAGUAGUUCCUGCUGGAGUUCGAAUUGUUGUGGCCGCUUUGGCUACACAUACAAGCGAGGAGAACUACGAAGACCCAUUAGAAUUCAAGCCGUGGAGGUUCUCUGAAAAGAGGAAACAAGAAGGUGAAGGUAUCCGCCACCAUAUGGCCACACCGAGUCUGGAUUUCGUUUUCUUUGGCCAUGGACGGCCAGCAUGUCCGGGCCGCUUCUUCGCUGUGAAUGAGUUGAAAGCUCUCAUGACCCAGGUUCUCCUUAACUUCGACGUGAAGAUAGACAAGUUUCCCACAACGACGUGGUUCGCUACUAAUCAGAUGCUGAAUCAGAGCAGCAAGGUGUUGUUCAGGAAACGCGUGUGUACCCGGUGA
Messenger RNA from Desarmillaria tabescens, 1542 nucleotides. Its product is annotated as cytochrome P450. Bases 1 to 1542 code for a protein of 513 amino acids. NCBI's taxonomy places the organism in Eukaryota, Fungi, Basidiomycota, Agaricomycetes, Agaricales, Physalacriaceae. The transcript is spliced from 12 exons. Gene Ontology annotation, molecular function: monooxygenase activity; iron ion binding; heme binding. The record is from RefSeq and is a predicted model, not a curated record.